Messenger RNA from Aphis gossypii (cotton aphid), 1326 nucleotides. Its product is annotated as hormone receptor 4-like. Gene Ontology annotation, biological process: regulation of DNA-templated transcription. The transcript has 2 exons. NCBI's taxonomy places the organism in Eukaryota, Metazoa, Arthropoda, Insecta, Hemiptera, Aphididae. The record is from RefSeq and is a predicted model, not a curated record. Gene Ontology annotation, cellular component: nucleus. The coding region runs from base 131 to 1303 and encodes 390 amino acids.
GUCCUUCGAAUGUUAUCGCGGGCAGCACGUGCGCCGCGGGGACGAGUGUAUCGCCGGCGUUCGAAACGGUCGCAAGUGGAUUGAUGCCGUUUGCCGAUUGCGGAACAACGAUAACCGUCCGGAUUCGUGGAUGAAUACAGAUUAUAACCAGUUUAGCAGAAUGACAAUGGACGUCCACCAGCACAGAAACGUGACGACGGCCGCGUCCUCGUCGCCGCCGUCGCGGUACUCGCCGCCAGUGGCCGCCGGCGUCGCGCAGCCGGUGCAGACGUCGUUGCCCGCGGCCGUGGUCGCGUUGCAUCAAAGGCCGCAGAAGCGCAGUUUCGACGUGGCGUUCCUGAUGGCGCCGGACGACCUGAGCAAGCGAAGACCUCGGCCGUUGCAGGCCGCGCAGCCCGUCGCCCGGUCGGCGUUCACCAAAGUGUCGCCGGACCCGCCGCCGUCGCUGUCGCCCGCGUCUUCGCCGGCAACCCCGCCGCCCACAGAUUUCGCCGCUUACAUGCACCACGGACAGCUCCACCACCAGCAACAGCUGCUCUCACAUCACCAGCCGCAGCAAGAGUGCAGCCUCAGCCCGCCACUUCCGCCGGUCGCGGCCCACUUCAUGUCGCCGUUUCCGCUGGGCUUCCGGUCGCCGUUCGCGCUGAUGAUGCCGCCCCGGCCGCAGCCCACCGCCUCCGUCAAAGACUAUCAGUCGCCGCUCCAGCCACCGCCGCCGCUGCCGCCACACCACCACAAUCAGCAACAGCAGCAACAGUUGCAGCAACAGCAACAGCAACAGCAGCAACACCUCCACCACCAGCAACAGUUGCAGUCGCUGCCGGCGCCGUCGCCACUGCAGUUCGGGCAGGCGGCCGCCGCGGCGGCUGCCGUGGCCGCGCUUCCGGCCAUGCUGUUGCCCGCGUCCAUCGCCGCGGCCGCGCUCACGUUACCGUCGCAGAACGUGUGUGCCAAGUGCAACGUGAGCUUCCGCAUGACUUCCGAUCUGGUGUACCACAUGCGAUCGCACCACAAGGGCGGCGACGGCAGCGGCGGCGGUGGCGCCGGUGGCGGCAUCGGUGGCGGAGUUGGCGGAGGGUCGGCCGCGGGAGUCGGCGGUGCGGACGCCAAGAAACGACGGGACAUGGACAAGCUCCGGUGUCCGGUGUGCGACGAGAGCUUCCGGGAACGGCACCACCUGACGCGGCACAUGACCGCCCAUCAGGACAAAGAGGGCGACCGGCUCGACGACGAGGACGACGCGCCGAUGCAGCAACAGCACCAUCAGCCGCUCCUGCAGCACCAACACCAAGGGGCCAAAUGACGCAAGGCGGCCGCGGGCGGACG